AUGGCAAGCGAAGAACCAGUCACGUGGCAUGACCCCUCGAAGGCCUUUGACGAUAUUUGGUUACAACUGCACACAAUACUCCCACGCCGAAACCUCGAUGGCGUGGUUGCGCCCGGGGAGUUGGCCCGACUGGCCUUUGCCCCUGCUUCUGUUCUGAUUCUGACCCAGCUUGUGAUGUUUGUAUCUGGAGAAACCACCAAUGAUUCGCCCAAACUCUGUUCGAACUCUGAUACCAACGAUGGCUGUGUUACACUUCAUGGUGUUGUUGGCCCUGAAUCGACGUCCAACACCGACGCCGUUAUUUCCAAUGAUGAAUCUCUUCAGCUCGACGAUCAGGCCACCCCCAAGGAUGUGCGUUCAAGGCACGAUGCUCACGUGCACACUCUCCAAGAGCGCCAGGCCACGACUAUCAAGAUUUACAUUUCGACCACUGCUUCAGAUGUCCCUGCAGCCGAGCCCACUGUUCAGCCCGGGUCUGUUGUACCUGAUGGAUCCAGCCCCGAGCCCAAUAAUUCAGGCUCUCCGGCGGUCACAGAUGUCUCAACUAGUUCUGAAGAUGCCCUCAAUCACAAUGAGGGCACGACCAUCAGGUUCUCCUUGAGCAGUAUCCCCACAAUCAAUACUGUCGAGAACACUGGGGUUCCUACAACCCAGAAGACUUCCAAAUCUCUCAUCUUUGUCACUGGUGGCCGACCUGCACCAAAGGAUUCGAACGGUGAAGUCUUUCGCACUCGAAGCUCGGACACCUUGCCUCACGCCACGAGCAAUGGCGACUCUGCUCGAUCCACCCACGAUGGACCUUCUACCGCUGAGAAUCCUGUCAGCACUGCCAGUGUGAAUGGUCAGGACAUCUCCAGCACUGUUUUGUCUGGUCAGAGUGUCCGUGACAGUGGCACAGUAUCUCCCCCUGCCACUCAUAUCGUAACAACAUUGAGCGACACUGCAUCGCUCGGCCAAGCGUCUCCCGUUGUUGUCGACGCGCCUCCAACAGCCCCAAGCAUGGGUAAUGUCAUGCCCAUCCCGAAUGUUCCUUCCGUCAGCACGAUGCCGAGCCAGACGUCGCCGCCCCUGCCUGAUGGUGAGAAGCCGUCAGCUACACAUAGCCAAGGUGCAAUUUCGACGCAAUGGCCUACCGACUCAUCAGGAUCGCCACUAUUCCCAACCCCGACGUACACAGACUCUGCCAGCAUUGUUCAGUCCGCCUGGCCAACCAACACUGAUGGUUCGCCGGUGCCAUGGCCCACCAGCGAAGAUGGCACGCCUUACCCCUGGCCCACUGACUCGGAUGGCAAACCGUACCCUCCCCGGCCUCGCGAACACAACGGGUUCUUCUUUCCUCCAUGGCCACGAGAAGAGGACGGCUCGUUUUGGUUUCCUUGGCCUUUUUUCCCUCCUGAAACAGACCCCGAUGUUCUCUUCUUCCCAUACCCGCCCGAGAACUUCGACUCGAAGACAUGGACUUGGCCUAUCACUGCCACAAACACCGAGUCCGACGGUUCCUUCCUCGAUGGCAUCGUCAUACCCACGUCUCGUCCAGGAUGGACCUGCAGCCCCAAGUACUGGUGCUACAACCUCUGCUGGAAAUGGGACCUGCUUUGUACUGAGUUCGACGGGCCGCUGAUCCCCGAGCGUUCCGGGUUCCCUCCUGUCAUCAUGCCCUCGCCGCCUGCUGAUAUUGGCUCUGGGACCCAAACCAGUGCUCUUCUUAUGACUUCUACUCUUCUUCCUUCUCCGUCUGGCUCGGACGGCUCUAAUGGCCAGGGGCAAGAGGAUGGUGUUGAAGAUGACCAAGAAGAUAAUGAUGACAACGAUAGAGGAGACGAUGAUGACGAUGACGAUGACGAUGACGACGACGACGAUAAUGAUGGUAAAGGCAAGGGAGGCAAAGGAGGCAAGGGCGGCAAAGGCGGUGGUAGCAAUGGAGGAGGUGGCGGCACCAUCGGGGGCAUCGAUCCCGACAUCGAUGGCGGUAUUCUUGGCGGAACUGAUGGCGGUACUACCAACGAUAACAACAACGACCAAGACAACGACAAAGACCAUGACCGCGAUGAUGACGACGAUGAUGAUGAUGAUGACGACGAGGACGAAGCCACCUGCACCAUCACUUACACCGUCGCCCCUCACUGCUCGCAGUUCUGCACUGUGAAACCCAUUACGCGCUCGGGCACCAUCCAGACCGAGGCUCUCACGACCAGCUGCUUCACUGCCGCCUGCGAGACCAAGAGGCUCUGUUCCAAGCCACCAACGAAGACUGCGACGACCUACGCCACUGCCACGCCCACGUCCACGGAACCGCCACAUCUCUGCGAACCAGGCCGCUGCGGCUUCCCCGGCGGUGCCUGUCUGCCCGGAACCACCGAUGCCGAUUCGGCAGCCGAGAAGCACAUUAUCCAAGCUCGACGUACUGGAGAUGGAGAUGCCAUUCUCACCGAAGACGUCAGUUCUCCCGAGACUUGGCCAGACGGCGCGGCCGACUGGUGGAAGAAGGCAUGGCGCAUCGUCGCCGACUAUGGUGCUGGCGAUGGCAGCGACUUUUACGUUAGCGACCCUGAUUGGAGGUUCGUUCCCGGUGCCUCGGCCAGUAUGUUUGUCGCCUUCGACGAACCGCCUCGCUUGUUCGGCGGCACUCCCAUGCCCGGUAUCGGGGGCGGCUCUGGGCCAGUAUGGGGCUGUACCAUGAUCGUAGUGGCGAGCCGAAAGGGUGUCUACACGAACCAUAUCUGGCAAUCCCCCAAUCUGCACUACAAUGAUGAGCGGGAUCGCGAACAGUAUCCCAUGGGUCACGAAGCUCUUUUCAAGGAGCGCGUCACCGACUUUUUGGCCCGGGGAGCCACGGGCGACGACGCCCAGGUCGACUGGUACCCCGGGCUGUGGGGGCUGAUGGGAGACGGCAAGCCUCUAGAUCCCGAGGCCGCCGGCUUCAUAGGGGCCUGGAUCAUCACCUCGGCAGAUCCAUGGGGCAACGUUUACUCUCCAUGGGAAAUCGAAGAGAUUCAACGACAGAUGGAGACGGAGGGCGGCUCGGUCGAGACUGGGAGGAGUUUGUCGAUGAAACGGGACGACUCCAAUGCCGAUAACUUCCGGACCGAGUGGUAUGACGGCCUCCUCGUGUGGCAAUAUGGCCCAGGAAGCGAGAACCAGUCGCAACGGUUGGUCAUCCGCUUCCGCAACGAGGUCCUCGCGUCCAUGGCGUGGUGUCGUAAUCGACAACCGGGUUCGACACAAAGUUCGGUGACACAGAGUUUGGCGACACAGAGUUUGGCGACACAUAGUCUGGCAGCACGACAGACUGAAGGCGUGCAAGAUUUCGAAGUCACGAUCCCCGGAUUCGAGCCUCGUGAAGAUGGCACGUGUGUUAGGUCAAGGUGCAGCCCAAGUCACUGCAGCAGCUGUUCGGACGUCAAGGCUGAGCCUGCGGAGGACCCAUCAGAAGACAGCGCCACAAAUAAAUUCGCUCGCCGACAGAGCCCUGGUACAGCAGAUGUCAUCCUGGCCAACCGACCGACCGAUCCUGAGACGUGGAAGAACGGCGAGGCCCAGCUGGAGUGGUGGAUGAAGACCUUCCAGCUCACGUUCGAGAAUGGCCCCAAGAUUGACUACACGGCUGGAAUGAAGGAGUUUUCCACAACAACAAUUGAUCAUUUUGGCGAAACGAAUUCGGACGGAGAACUGGUUGAUGAACCCAAGGGCGGCGGCGUCGGUCCUAUUCGCGGCUGCACCUCCGUCGUCGUGGCGUCUCCGAGGGGCAUCUUCACCAGCCACAUGUGGCAAAUCCCCAGCUUCGCCUUUGAAGAAUACGCAAACGAAUACGACAUGCCCCAAAGCUUCUACUUUGAAAAGUACAUUCGCGACGUCUUGCUUCAGGGCUGGGACGGCGGUGACGAUGGUAGUGACGAACAAAUGGGCCUCUGUGACAGUGCCUUGGCCCGCGGUCAGCCUUUCCACUUUGAGUCCCUCCGAUGGAUGCGGGUCUACAUCAUCACCGUCAUGGACGACGACGUUGAGCCGGAGACGGCGGCUGCCUAUCCGGAGAUUGUUGCCGCCAUUGUCGAGAUUCUCAAGAAGGACUGCAUGUUCCCCGAAGACAUCAUCCAGCAGAUCUUCUACGACGUUGGCAACUCUGGUACUCCGAAGUCGGCCCUGGCGCCUGCAAACCAAUUCUGGGAUCUGUCCGACGACCAGAAGCUGCAGAAGUGGGCUGCGGAAGGCACACCGCACUGGAAACCGUGGAUGGGGAUGGUGUCCUGGCAGUACGGCCCUGGUGGAGGCGGCUCAACCAGCUCCGCCACCGUCACGACGUCGACUUCAGCUGCCCAGCCGACAGGCAGCGGCGUACCUCCUGUCAUCCCCAGCCAGGCCAAAGAGCUUGUAAUUCGCUGGGAAGAGUCCAUCAUCUUCCGCCAGUCGUGGUGUGGGGAUGGCAUGGUGCCUGAAGGCCAAACCCCGGAGGACGUGGAAAUGUCGGAUGUCGCAGAUGGUUGCCAUACUCAGCGAAGGCGGCAUACUGUUCCCCUAUGUGGCGGAUGCGACGAGUGUAUGAGUCGCUUCAACCCUGGCCAAGACUCGGACAGCGAUGUCGACAUGGGUGACCCCUCCGACAGUAAUAGCGACGAGGCCAUGCCUGACGCAGGUGGCGGCGCAAAAUUCGCUCUGAGCAAACGUCAGGGUCCCGGGGCCACGCUUCCUGAAAACGCACAAGAGAUCAUUACGAGCAUGGUCUGGUGGCCAGGAUUCUGGCCCGGCGAGGGCGGCGAGAAGGCUUGGUGGCGCAAGAUGUACAUCAUUUGCACGACUUGGGGUGCUCUUCACGGCAUCGAGCGCGACGCCGAGAACACGACGUUGGCACACUACUCGACCAGCUCCCUGGCUCUCUUCCAUUAUGACCAAGACAACACUUUGCUCGAGUAUGCAGUCCCUCGAAUGGGCGGCGUCGUGCCUGUCGCCGGUUGUCUCGCCCUGGUCGUCGCUUCACCUUCAGCCGUCUGGACUGCGCACAUCUGGGAGGUCCCGACUUUAACGCUCGGCCUCUUCAGCGACUCUGCCGACGACAUUGAGCGCUUGUUUCCCAAAGCCCAGGUGGAGUACUACAAGGAAGGUGUUGUCGAUUUCAUCUCCGACGGCGGUCGCGGGUACCAGGGUCUCGAACUCCUGACCGGGCCCGGCAUGCCCUUCAACGUCGACGAGCAAGAGUUUGUCUGGGUGGGCAUCGCGGCGCCGCGUGAUACAGACGGGUCAAAUGACAAAGAUUCGCCCUCUCAAUACCGCCCUUACAUCCGCGAUGCCAUUGAGGGUGUUAAACAGGAGAUGGAGAAGCUCGGCUUCCAGAAUGAGGACAUGAUCAACAUUAUCCCUUAUGACCGCCACACCGUUGUGUACAGCGACAAGAACAAAACCGAGCGCGUUGGAUGGGAAGGUCUCCUCUCAUGGCACUUCUCCCCCGGCGAGCAGAAUACAACGACCAAUGUCCAAACGUAUGGCACUGGUAGGGAGCUCAUCGUCCGCUUCGAGGAAAGGGUCCUCAUUCAUCGCUCAUGGUGUGGAGACGGCAUCAAGCGAAAGGACAGCCCCCGCGUGGAGGUCAUCCCAGGGCCGAUUUGUCCUCUGCCCGAGAGGCUAUGCGGCGGCACCUGCGAGGCAUGCGUCGAAGCGGCAGACACGUCAGAAGACCAGCCAUUCCGAGCCUGGACGCACGACUCGAUGUUUGGGUUCGAACUCGAUGACCCCAGCAAGUACCGUCCCGGUUGGCGUCAGCAGGAGGAUCUUUGGUGGGGGCUCAUGCGCGAGCACAUUGAGGCCACUGGUCCCGAGUACGGCAGGACGAACUCGAGCAAUUUUGAGCUCUGGUCGACGAGCAAAUUCUAUGACUUUGCCAUCAAUUCGGAAGGACAAGGCAACGUACUGCCGAUGGGCGGCGGCGCACCUCCGGUUUGGGGAUGUACCAUUGUGUUGGUGGCUUCGCCUGCUGGCGUUUGGUUCGGACACUUUUGGGAGGCUCUGGCCUUUUCGAUCCCAAUCGGGCCCGAAGGCGAUGCCAUCAAGGGAGCUCAGCCCGAUCGCACCAGGGAUGAAUAUUUCAAGGAAAUGGUUACAGAUUUUUUGAAAGACGGGAAUGACAAGGGCGGUAUUCAGAACCCAGGUCUCGCCGAGUUUACUUCGGAGAACGGCCACUUCAACGCGGACAACAAGGAGUUUGUGUACGUCGCCAUUGUCAGCCCGCAAGCAGCCAACGCCACCAAGACUGCCAAGUAUCCGACCGAAGUCGACAGCAUCCGCACGACUCUCCGCGAUGAGCUCGGCUUGAGGGAAGAGGACAUUCACGUCCACCUCUACGAGCAACAGGUUUCGCUCUCGAGCUCCUUGUACGGAGGCUCCCUUCGUUCAUGGCAUGGCCUCGUCUCGUUCCAGUACACGCCCUACGCCUACGUCCGUGAAGAUGACACGACUCAUUACGAGAAGCGGCUUCGCAUCAAUCUCGAACGCGUUUCUCUCUUUGAGCAGGGCUGGUGCGGCACCGGCAUCAAAGAUGUUUCUCAGCGCCACAAGGCAGGAGACGACAUGGGCGACAUACCCGCCGGCUGCUACUACGACCGACCUGCCGAUGGCGCACGGCCCAGCGAUGAGGGUGACCGAUGCCUCCAAGAUGACGAUUGCGCCCGCACGCGCUGCGCCAAGCAAUUCGGCGCGAAAUGUACGCGUCGGAGCUCCGACGCGGGCUCGGGAUCGUGUGAAUGCGACCUGGAUGCCGUCAACAACUGCGAAAAGCAAUCCGACUGCGAGGACGUCAAGUGUGACUACGCCUGGCAGGAACCUGUGUGCGUGUUCAAAGACACCAAGUCGUCCCUCGAGAAGAAUGCGGGCCCUGGCUGCCGGUGCCUCGGGCAUACGUGCAACAAGCACACCGACUGCGACUACGCCGAGUGCGGGGAGCGACGCACGCUCAGCUGUACCGACGGACGCUGCCACUGCAAGCACUGCGCCGAGAUUGAUUUCCAGGAAUCGGACUACUGGAACAUGCGCUGCCUCGAUGUCGAGGGGCACAUUAUGGAGACUGAUCCCUGGGACACGGUGACGUGCCAGAGCACGGUCAACAUCAUGCUGCAGUGCUUCGGCCGGCAGCGCGGCAAGGAGGGCCCGCCAGACGCCAUCGCCGAGUGCGACUACAUCUGCUGUCCCAAGGGCAAGGUGCCGCGGUGCCUCAAGCCUGUCUGGAAUCCGAAGGACUGGACGGUUCGGGAGUGCAUGUGCACGGAGUGGGACUCGGAGCACGCGGGGCGGAUUCCUGUUGAUCCGCCCGAGGAGGCGACAUGGAAAUGA
This is a messenger RNA of Verticillium alfalfae VaMs.102, 7314 nucleotides long. RefSeq lists its product with no specific name. The coding region runs from base 1 to 7314 and encodes 2437 amino acids. The transcript is spliced from 5 exons. The record is from RefSeq and is a predicted model, not a curated record. NCBI's taxonomy places the organism in Eukaryota, Fungi, Ascomycota, Sordariomycetes, Glomerellales, Plectosphaerellaceae.